AUGUAAUGUACGAAAAGCGAAAUUAUCUGGAAAUCAUCCUUGCCGAACGCGAUUCGUUUUAAAAGCUUAUAAACACGCGAAUGAUAUGUCAUCAUUACGCGAUUUACCGUCGAUGAAAACGCAUCAAAUUGUUCCUCAGUGCUAAAUUCAUUCUUCGCACAAACCGUCAAACGAGGAUAAUAUUAUUACCCUGGUGAAAAUGGAUCAAAAAUUAUUUUCAACAUUUUUCUUUGUGAUGUUAUUUGGGGUGGACUCAAUUUUGACGCAGAAAUCACGAGGCGAAUUAGAUUUUGAAAAUCCUUUGUUUUGUGCCGAAGAUAAAAAAUGCACACCGAUCGAUCUAUGUCCUGAAGUUUUAUCGCUAAUGAACCGCAAAGCCCUACCGGUUCACAGAUUCCGCAACCUAGUUUGUGGGUACGUCGGAUCUCAGCCAAAAGUAUGUUGCGAUUUAUUAACGCCAAUUUUGUCAACUUCUUUAGGAUCAAGGGAUACAAAUUCUGUGACCGAUCGUAAUUCGAAUUCGGGUUGUGGAAAAAGUUUAAUUCGUAGCAAUUUGGAGACCCUUGGAACGUUUCCCUUCGUGGCGAGAAUUGGUUUUAUACACGUAGGCAAUGGACAGACCAAAUACCCUUGCAGUGGCGCCAUCUUGAACGAUAGAACGAUUAUCACGACGGGUACUUGCGCCCUUGCUACAUCCAAAAAUUACAAAAUACAAACUGUGUUGUUGGGCGAGUUUGACGACGCUAAUAAUCCAGACUGUAAUUCGCUUUUCUGCGGACUGCCAACCCGAGAGUACAACAUCUCCUACGUCGUAAAGCAUCCCGAUUUCCGGUCAGAGUCCUUCGAUAAUAACGUGGCUUUAAUUCGAUUACAAACAGCAAUUGAUUUCACCGUGACCGUGCAGUCGAUUUGUAUUUUACAAAGCGAAAACUACAAUCUAAUUGGAAGAUCGCCGACACUAGUCGGCUGGGGCAAGACUUCGAAUCAACUAGAAAAAUCAUCGAAACAACAAUGGUUACAAACGAAAGUGUUGCCGAAACAGGAUUGCUCAAUUUUCAUCGGUCGCGGUUAUUCCGUAGAAAUGUGCGCCGGAAGUAUGAAAGAGCCGUGUUCCGGUUUCAGCGGAAGUCCCCUGGUAAUUAAAUACGGGGAUACUUACACUCUGGUCGGCAUCCUGUCAUACGGAUCGGAUUGCAGCCUCAACUCAAAUUCACCGUCUGCAUAUGUCAGCGUCGCGAAACACGCCGAAUGGAUUCUAGCAAAUUCCUAGACGUUAGGACCUCUUCCUAAAAUUCCUAUGUUGGAUAAUUCGUCAAAUGGCACAUGUGUUGUAACAUUGGUGUUUUAUGACCAAUAUUUUCUUCUCAAUGAAGUUUAUUAAAAAAAAAUUUUUUAACGCA
Molecule: messenger RNA, 1400 nt
Organism: Athalia rosae (coleseed sawfly)
Lineage: Eukaryota; Metazoa; Arthropoda; Insecta; Hymenoptera; Athaliidae
Product: CLIP domain-containing serine protease 14D
Exons: 7
Coding region: 200-1270 (356 amino acids)
Biological process (GO): proteolysis
Molecular function (GO): serine-type endopeptidase activity
Source: RefSeq, a predicted model, not a curated record